AUGUCAGGAGAAAAUACUAUUGAUUUAAAAGAAUACGAGAACUCACCACUUAUGCCUAAAUUUAAAGAGCUAAAUGAAAAGUUAGGUAGUCCUGAAGAAGUUAAAAAAUUGGAAAUUGACUUAAUGAUGUUUUAUGAUGAAAAAAUAAAAAAUGUUCAAAAACAAUGCAAGGAUUUAGUUGACAAGGUUAGACAAACUAGAGAUGAAACCAAAAAAGAAAAUCAGGAGUUAAAAAGUGCAAUCCCUUUAAUGAGAGAAAGCGUUGAUAAAGAGAAAAAGUAUUACCAAGAGCAAUACUUGAAAAAAGAAGCAGAGACCAGUGCUCAUAAAAAAAGAGUUGAAGAGAUUGAACUUGAAAAAAAAUUAAUAGAAGACCAAUUGAAUAAAUUACAAGAAGAAAAACAAGAAACUGAUAAGGAAAGAGACUUAGCAGUUGAUGAAGUGAUAGAGUUAAAAGAAGAGUUAAAAAAAGAAAGGUCUGAUCUUGCUAACUUUAAAUAUAAAAACGAAACGUUAGAAGUUCAAUUAAAAGUUGAAAAGAAAAACAGAACAGAAGAAGUUGCAGAGUUAAAAAGCCAAUUUAAUAAAAAUCAAAGGGUUAAGAAAGAAUCAGAAAACAAACUUAAUAAAGAAAUAGAAAAUUUAAAACAGAAAAACAUAGAGCUAACUAAAAGUUUAGAAGAAGAAAAGAAAAAAAAAGAAGAUGCUAAAGAAAUAGUCAGAGCAGAGUUAACUGCUUCUUUUAAGAAAAUGUUGCAAUUAGUUAAAGAAGAAAAAGAAAAAACUUACCAGAUUGAAGUUAAGCAAUUAAAAAGAGAAAUUGAAGAGUUAAAAAAGAGAAAAGGAAAUGAGAUGAGAAACGAAAUUCAACCAUUGAAAAGAAAAAUUGAAGCAAUGGAACUUGAAAAAAAGGAGGAGGAAGAAAAUCAUAAAAAAGAAAUAAACGAUUUUGAAUUACAAAAACAAAAAGAAAUAAAUGAAACAAAAGAAAUGUUGGGACGUGAGAUUAACCAAUUAAAACUUGAAAAAGAAAAUACAGAAUACAAACUUGGUAUUGAAUUAAAAGAGCAAAAAGCUGAAAUAAAAAAAUUAAAUCAAAAAAUUACUGGUAAAGAAAUGAAAGAAAACAAAUUGUUAAAUCAAAUAGAAUUCGUUAAAACAGAAAUAUCCAAAAAAGAAAAAGAGAUUGAUGAGAGGAAGAAAGAAGAAGAAAAACUCAAAAUAGAAAUUGAAAGUACUAAACAAGAAAAUAAACAAUUAACAGAAGAACUAAAACUUAAUGAAAAAACUCUUCAAGAAACUAUUAAUCAAAAAGAUAGAGAACUUAAAAAAGUUAAUGAUGAAUUAUCUCAAAUUAAAGAAGCUAAUGAAAAAAUUGCAUGUGAACUUUCUGAAGAGAAAACAAAUAACAAGAACCUUGAAAAUGAAAUAACAAACAUUAAAGAAGAAAAAAAACAGAGAGAAGAUGAAGUGAUAUCACUUAAAACUCAAAUGACAGACAUAAUAAAUAAAAAUAAUGCGUUAUUAAAAGAAGAACAGUCCAAACUUAAUGACUCUCAAAAAGAAGUGAAAAGGUUAAGUCAAAAUUUAGAAAAAGUUAAGGAUGAGACAACCAAGAUUUUAUUAGUUGUUGAUCAAAUGGAAAAAGAAAUGGACACAUUUACUAUUUGGAUUUCUUUAGAAGAAAGUUUUUUGGGAACCCAAAAAACUAUUCAAUUAAAACAUGGAUUGGUAACGGAAGAGUUACUUAUCCCUAUUCCAAGUGGAAUUAAAGAUAAAGAACAAGUGAAAGUCGGAGAUUACACAUUUACUAUAAGAAUUUUCCCACACAAAUAUUGUUGGAGAGAAGGUGAUGAUUUAUAUAUCAACAUUAAGGGUUGUGAUUUUUUCACUCAUCCUAGUGGAAAGAAAUUUUCUGUUAUCAAUGAAAUGCAUAAAACAAACAAGUAUCUUUUAAAAACAAAUGGAAAUGACCAUUGGGGGUACAACAAAAUAGGUGAUUGUUAUUUAGUCAAAGAAAGACCAGAAGAAAAAGAAUCUAUUAGUAAUAAAGUAGAGGAAUUAAAGACACAAUAUCUUGAUGAAAAAAAUACGUUAAUGCAAGUUAUUAAAAAGACUCAACAAGUACUUCUCGAGGAUUACAAUGUAAAAGAAAAUGAUCUCAAAAAGCUUUAUGAAAAUAAAUUACAACAAGUCAAUAAAAAAGAAAAAGAAAUUAAUGAUAAAGAAAUUCAAAUUAAUAAUAAAGAGAAACAAGUUAAUGACAAAGAAAAACAAGUCAAUGAUAAAGAGAAACAAAUCAUUGAUAAAGAAAAAGAACUUAGUGCUAAAGAAAAACAAGUUGAUAAUAAAGAAAUUCAAAUUAAUAACAAAGAAAUUCAAAUUAAUAAUAAAGAAAAACAAGUUAAUGACAAAGAAAGAGAAAUCAAUGAUAAAGAAAGAAAAAUUAAUGAUAAAGAAAGAAAAAUUAAUGAUAAAGAAAGAAAAAUUAAUGAUAAAGAAAGAGAAAUAAACCAAAAAAAAGAACAAUUAGAUACACGUACAAAGGAACAAGAACAAAGUCUAAAUAAGAAAUUAGAAGUAGUUUAUAAUAAGGAAAAACAACUCAACCAAAAAAUAGAUGAAUUCAAAACAAAAGAGACUAGAAUCAAACAACAGCAAGAGAGUCUUGAAAGAGAGAAAGAGGCUAUUAAAAAACAAAAUGAAGUACUGAUCAAGAAAUUAGAAACAAGUAUUAACAUUGUCAGUGAAGAACAAAAAUCAAAAUGGACUAAUGAUUUAGCGAUUUUUGAGACAAACAAAGACACGUUAAAACAUCAUAUAGAAUAUACAUUGAAUAAACAACUUGAUGGAAAAGGAAAUGUUGAAGAAAAAGUAAACAAGUUAUUUGAUGAGUUGUCUCAAAAAACACAAAUUCUAGAGGACGUUCAAGCCAUUUUAAAAAAGAAUAAAAGUAAGGUAGUUGUUAGUUCUCUAAUUAUUGCGGCAGGUAUUUUUGCUAUUUUUGUAGGUAUUUUUAUUAGCUUUACUAACACUGAUGAUACUGGUAAUACUGGUAAUACUAAAACUAGUUAA
Messenger RNA from Entamoeba dispar SAW760, 3075 nucleotides. RefSeq lists its product as uncharacterized. The record is from RefSeq and is a predicted model, not a curated record. Bases 1 to 3075 code for a protein of 1024 amino acids. Gene Ontology annotation, biological process: protein folding. The transcript has 2 exons. Lineage: Eukaryota; Evosea; Mastigamoebida; Endamoebidae.